Messenger RNA from Lytechinus pictus (painted urchin), 384 nucleotides. RefSeq lists its product as uncharacterized. NCBI's taxonomy places the organism in Eukaryota, Metazoa, Echinodermata, Echinoidea, Temnopleuroida, Toxopneustidae. Gene Ontology annotation, molecular function: nucleic acid binding. The record is from RefSeq and is a predicted model, not a curated record. The transcript has a single exon. Bases 1 to 384 code for a protein of 127 amino acids.
AUGACUCUUUUUCUGUGUGCUGGGGUACCAUCCUGUGCCCACCAGACACAGGAUGGUGCCCCAGCACACAGAAGGAGAGUCGUCACAGAGUGCUUGACUGAACUGUUUGGGGACCGUGUAAUCUCCCUGAACCGCCCAGCAGAAUGGCCACCGAGAUCACCCGACCUGACCCCACUCAACUUUUUCUUCUGGGGAUAUCUCAAGUCGAAGGUCUUCGCCACUCCACCAGUGAAUCUGCACGAGCUUCAGCAGAGAAUUAUGACAGAGGUAUACACCCUCAGGCAGGACAGGGCCCUCAUUCGGCGUGUGGUCGACGGCAUGAUGAGGAGAGCGACAUUGUGCAUUGAAAGACGCAGGGGACAUCUGGAUAAAGGAGGGACUUGA